CAAGCCUUGAGAAGAAUUCUGACUGGCAAUAAUUUACUGUAUUCAGACAGAAAAAACGUAUUAUUUUUGGCAAAUUUAAAGUAUACGAGACGAAAGAGACGAGAUGGACCAGCAAUUUAUCGAUCGUGAAAAGGAAUUAUUCAAGUUAAAUGCGAAAUUGAAUGCAAAAUCGAAGAAAAUUGCUCCAUCAACGACAAAUGUUUUGCCGUCUGUGGUGACUAUAAGACCACAAAAAUCUGUUCAGAUUCAUACCGCAAAUAAUAAUUUCAAUUAUUAUGAUGAAGCUUUGAUGGUAAAGGAUGGUCAAGCGAAUGCGGAGGAGCAGCAACAACAAUUUGAAUUAAUGUGCAAGAAAAUUAAUAUUACAAAUUUGCCAUCGAAAAAGCCACAGGAAAUUGUUUAUCCAUUUUUUCAUCGUCAGACGACAAAACAACAAUGUCGUCGUGUUGAUAUUCAUAUGCCGACUGGAUCUCUUAUGUCUGAUGGAAAAGCUGAUGAAUUUAACGAUAUUAAAUCAAUAAAGACUGAGACGGCAGCAAUUGAUGAGACGUCAACUAUCAAAAAUGAAAGUUUGAUAACACGUUAUUCUGAUGAGACUUCAGCUGUACCACCAUGUAUACAACCACCAACAGUUGUGGAAACAUUGCUUAAUAAACAAUUGCCACCUGCACCAAUUGCCACUGACAUCGUUCCUAAAUAUAUUGAGAAGAAAAUUAGUAAUGAUGGUCUAUUGAAGUUUCUCAAAUCAAAAGUUGCGAUGCUCCAAACGGAACUAGAAGCAAAUAAAAAUUUAAACGAUACACUCGAGAAAGAGAAUGUAAAGCAAUCGAAAAAAAUAAAGAAACUAACAGGACUAAUGGAUAAGGCGAAUAUAAAAAUAGAAUCACAAGAGUCAUCAUUAAAUUCAUUACAAGAGAAAAAUGUUUGUGCUGAGCAAGGCUUAAAGGAUAAAGAUACCAUUAUAGGCGAGUUAAAUCGCGAGCUAUCUACGAUAAAAGAUGAACGGAAAGAAUUGAACCAUAAUAAUCAAGUUAUGGAGAAGAAAAUGCUUAAGACUCAAGAAGACCAUGAUAUGAUGAAAUCUAAAUAUGAAUCAUACAAAGAUAUCGAGGUUAUCAUGCGAGAAUCGGCAAAGGAGGAGCGACUUGCAUACGAGGAAAAGAUCAGAAAAUUACGAAAGGGACGACUUGAUCUAUUAAAGGCGUACAAGCAGCAAAUCAUUCUUAUCGAUAAUCUUAGACGGCAGAAUGUUUGCUUAGAGAAAGCAAAGGCGCUAGAGAUAACUGAAAAAGAAUUUCUCAAAGUUCUCGAUUGGAAUUUUACUGACAAAUGAGUCAAAUUGGGGGCUUGAUUUAUUUGAAAAUCGUGAUGUAUUCUUAGUUUUCUUUUUAUAGACUUGAUUCUAUGACUGGCUGAUGCAAUUUACAUUUAGAAUCUUUUUCUUAUAAUGAUUGCAAUAUAUACAUCUCCUUAAUGGAGACUUGAGAGACUCAUUUCUUAUUCAUGUGCAUCUAUUAAUGGAUAUGAUGAUGGCAAUAACAA
This is a messenger RNA of Chironomus riparius, 1542 nucleotides long. NCBI's taxonomy places the organism in Eukaryota, Metazoa, Arthropoda, Insecta, Diptera, Chironomidae. The record is from the annotation of a GenBank genome assembly.